AUGGGAUUUCUGGUGUUACAACAACAUUGCAGUUGCGAAGAGGAUAAAGUCCCAUUUUGUUGCAAAGGGGGAUGGAAGCUUGCCCUCUGUGGAAAUAGACAUUUAACCUUGGCAGAAGUCAAUUAUGCAGUCGUUGAAGGAGAGGUUGCUGCCGUGGUAUGGUGCUUUCAGAAAGCUAGAUUAUUCCUACUGGGAUGUCCCAAUAUUAUCCUUGUUACUGACCACCGUCCGCUGGUCAAAGUGUUUUGUGAUAGAGAACUGAAAGACAUUGCAAAUCCUCGUUUGCUUCGAUUAAAGGAAAAAACAUUACAAUACAGUUUCACAAUGAAAUACAUUCCUGGGAAGAAAAACUCAGCAGCCGAUACUCUUUCAAGAUACCCAGUAAUCAGAAGCCCAAUAAAUGCGAGUGACAGUGAGAUGGGGGAGGAGGUUGAGAGUUCGCGCAUUGCAGCGUUGAUCACGUCGCUGAGUGAUGACGUCAUAACCCUCGACUGGAAUUCUGUUAAAAAAGCUGCUGAAAGCGAUGUGGAAUAUCAGCUGCUAAAGAGUAUGGUAGCCGCAGGUUCUUGGCCGGUAUCAAGAAAUCUAGUCGUCUCCAGCAUAAAGCCGUAUUUUAACGUACGGGACCGGCUUGGCAUCGUGGACGAACUGGUGGUGUAUUCAUAUGAUGAAGGGCACGUACGUCUAGUAAUACCUGUGUCACUACGAGACCGAGUAGUCUCUAACCUACACUCAGGCCACCAAAGUUCUGAUUCAAUGAUUCGUAGGGCACGACAGGCUUUGUAUUGGCCUGGGAUGGAGGGCCAACUGAAACUCAAGAGGAUGCAGUGCAGAACAUGUGACGUCAUCGCUCCAUCCCAACAAAAGGAACCGCUAUUGCCUACCCCACCCCCUGAAUAUCCUUUUCAACAGACGUGGGGUGCCCCGGAAGAAAUCUCCCUCGAUGGCGGCACAAAUUUGGUAAGCAUUGAAAUGGCUAGCUUCCUACAGAAAUGGGGGGUUAGGAUGAGAAUAUCCUCAGCCCAUUACCCCCAAUCCAACGGAAGGGCAGAGGCAGCAGUACGUACAGCAAAAAGAACCAUUCAAGAUAACACAAGAAGCGACGGAAGCCUCGACACAGAUAGUUUUGCAAGAGCCAUUUUGCAAUAUAGAAAUACGCCCCUAAAAGACAUCGAUAAAUCGCCAGCACAAUUAGCCAUGGGACGACAACUCAGAGACUCAGUCCCCAUGAUUAAAAGCUAUCAUAAGAUAACAGAGCAGUGGGCAGACAUUAUGAUAGACAGAGAGGAGAAGAUGGGUAGACACUUGAGAAAUGUCAAUUUCCGUCAUGAUUCUAGUGCAAAGAGACUCCGCCCCUUGCAAACGGGUACCACAGUAGCAGUGCAAAAUGUUGUCUCUAAGGCCUGGGAUCGUAUUGCAAGAGUCAUUGAAAUGAAAGGAGACAGCCAAUAUGUCAUAAAAUUAGAUGUGGAUGCAUCAGAGGAGAGACAAAACCAGGGCCGUGAUCCACUCGCCAAAACAGCUAUCAGGGCAGGUCCUGAAUGCCAGAGUAUAACCAUAAAGGGAAGGCGAUCCCAAACGAAAAUCAGAGAUACUCUGUCUUACCUGGCAUCAGCCUCCCUACAAGCCAUCUCACGAGCUAGCAAGCUUCCAAAACUACAGCAGCUGAUUGGAGACGCAGAAGAGGCAGGUAAAUUCACCUUAGUGCCGGGAGAAUGCGACGGCACCAGUUCCCUGGGGAUUCCUCCUCGACAGGGAAAGGUAGGAAGGGCUCAACUCGCAGGUGACAGGAGUACCUACGAGUCGAGGCAGGAGACAUUCGAGUCGCAGGUGACUAGAGAACCUGCAGACAACCGACCAAGACGAGGAUCCAAAUCAUAA
Messenger RNA from Macrobrachium nipponense, 1881 nucleotides. RefSeq lists its product as uncharacterized. The record is from RefSeq and is a predicted model, not a curated record. Gene Ontology annotation, biological process: DNA integration. The transcript has 3 exons. Gene Ontology annotation, molecular function: nucleic acid binding. NCBI's taxonomy places the organism in Eukaryota, Metazoa, Arthropoda, Malacostraca, Decapoda, Palaemonidae. Bases 1 to 1881 code for a protein of 626 amino acids.